AUGGUCAAAGCAGUUGCCGUCCUCCGCGGAGACUCCAACAUCAAGGGCACCGUCACCUUCGAGCAGGCCUCCGAGGGCGCUGACACCACCGUCUCCUGGGACAUCAGCGGCCACGAUGCCAACGCCAAGCGCGGCAUGCACGUCCACGCCUUUGGCGACAACACCAACGGCUGCACCAGCGCGGGGCCGCACUUCAACCCCCACAGCAAAGAACACGGCGCCCCUUCGGACUCCAACCGCCACGUCGGUGACCUAGGCAACUUCGAGACGGACGGGCAGGGCAACGCCAAGAGCUCCGUCAGCGACAAGUUCAUCAAGCUCAUCGGGCCGGAGAGCGUGUUGGGCCGGACUAUCGUCGUGCACGCCGGUACGGACGACUUGGGCCAGGGCGGGAAUGAGGAGAGCAAGAAGACGGGGAAUGCCGGGGCCAGGCCUGCGUGUGGGGUUAUUGGGAUUGCGCAGUAA
Molecule: messenger RNA, 465 nt
Organism: Saxophila tyrrhenica
Lineage: Eukaryota; Fungi; Ascomycota; Dothideomycetes; Mycosphaerellales; Extremaceae
Gene: SOD1
Product: Superoxide dismutase [Cu-Zn]
Exons: 3
Coding region: 1-465 (154 amino acids)
Biological process (GO): superoxide metabolic process
Molecular function (GO): copper ion binding
Source: RefSeq, a predicted model, not a curated record